This is a messenger RNA of Peronospora matthiolae, 432 nucleotides long. Lineage: Eukaryota; Oomycota; Peronosporomycetes; Peronosporales; Peronosporaceae. The record is from the annotation of a GenBank genome assembly.
AUGGAGCUAUUCGCCGGAUUUAACGCUGAAGAACUGGCAAUGAUGCAUGAGUUGCUGCGGCUCUUGGUUGAAGACGACGACGCGCUGACUCAGCAGCCGAUACCGGGCACACUUCACGCCCGUCAAGACAGCCAGAGUAUGUUUCAAGGACUGGCUGGAGCAUCCCCGAAACUAGGAGGAGGGACGACUUUUGACAGUGGCUACUACUUGUGGAACAUGGGCGGUCCCAGCAGCAUGGCGUGGAAUGCACCGCCGGCAAUGCUCGUCCCUGCACCGCAGCUCACUACGAAAGCGACUCGCACUCGGACAAGGAGCACCGCGUUGGCUAGUGAUGAGGAACCGAUGCUCAAACGUGGCCGCUUGGAUGUUACGCCGACGAUGAUGCCGCCGAUGAACCGCAUUGCUGUCCCCGAUGGAUACUCCUACUAUUAG